CCAGACAAAAGAUAGUUGACAAAGGGCUAGCAAACACAACGAGAGUUUGACAGGUCAAGACAGAAUAAGGAGGGAAAUAACUUCUACAGACAGAAGUCCACUAAACUGGUUUAAUAUUACGAUAGACUCCCUGGAUGAGGGAGGAAAUGGAGUGAGAAACGGUGGGAGAGAAAGAUGGCUGUAGUGCAGGUGAUGAGGGCGGGGUUGAGACGACACUGAACGUGUGAUUUACACAAACACAGAGCCGCACAACCGUAAUCCCUGGAGCCUGACAAACCCCCUGAGAGGUGAGAGAAUGGGAGAGAAACCACGACACUAACCCUGGACUACACACACUGACGGAACAGGGAAAAUGUAUGAAAUGUGUUGCUUUCUGUGACGGAAAGGGCCAAGGAUUAUAUCACUGGAUUGUUAAGGUUUCUUUCUUAAGGUCUGAGGCACACACACACACACAGAGGGAGAGAGAAUGUCUUCAAUAUCAGAAGCAGACUCCCGCUGUCAACCAGGAGACACCAUCUGUAAUAUCAGUGUGUAUGAGCAAGAAGUGAUCAUCGUGCCCAUCCUCCUAUUGGCUAGCUUCCUGGUCGUGCUGGUCUUCAUCAUCCUGCUACGGUACUGUCCUGACAAGGUGGACCGCAUCCGACCACAGAACACUGUGGCCACGUCCAGAUCACAGCGCUCCAGGAGACAACUGCACGGCAUUGAUGCUCCCCUGGGUAUCAACCCCCUGGAACAUGAGACUAUUGCUCUUGAUGCCCCCUCCUACUCUACCUUCUCCCCAACUCACUCCCACCCCUCCUCAAACUGUCUCUCCUUCUCUGUGAGGACUCCCUCUCUCCCUCCUAUCCCACCCAAGACCUUUACCCCAUCCUCCCCGUCCAGCCCCCCACCCCAGUCCUUCACACCUUCCUUCACCCCUAUGGUCCAGCCCAGGGAGCUGCCUCGCCAGAGGCUGCCAGAGUCCUUCAACCUAGUGGCCUCGCUGCCCGCAGCCUUCUCCCUGUGCUCUGACAAGGCUGUCUCUCUCUACAGGGCCCGCAUGGACAACAGGAACGCUGUGCUCCGAGUGCUCAACGACUCUGCGAGCGCCACAGAGAGGCACAACUUCCUGUGCUUUGCUUCCUUCUUGUCCCAGCUGGGGCCACACCCCUUCCUGCCGGAGCUCCUGGGCGUGGUCUCUCUGCGUGUGCCCCUAGUUACCGUUGUUGAGGAGCUAGAGAACAGAGAUCUGCUCAGCUUCCUGUGGCGGUGCAGACAGGAUGGUGUGGGCGGGGACCCUCCAUGUGAGAUCACAGAGAGACGUAUAUUUACCAUGGCCAAACAGGUAGCCUCUGCUCUGGAGUUCCUCCACAGCCGAGACCUUCUUCAUGGCAACGUCCGUGCUCACAGCGUACUGGUCAGCCGGGAGCUGACGGCCAAGCUGUGGGGACUGGGCGGGGUCUACACCAGGAAUACCCAGGGAGCUACUCAGACUGAAGUUCCUGGCAUGAAGAAAUGGCAGGCCCCCGAGCUAUUGGCUAGGAGGCCUGCCAAUCAUAGCAGUGACGUCUGGUCGUUUGGCAUCUUGUUGUUUGAAAUGGCGACCUUGGGUGAUGCUCCGUUUUCAGAUAUUUCUGUCAACGAGCUUCUACAGUUUCACCAGAGAGGGAAAACACUGAGAAAGCCAGCCAACUGCUCCAACUCACUGUACUCCAUCAUCAAGGCCUGCUGCCAAUGGAAGGAGCAGGAUCGCGCCACAUUGGCUGAGGUUGACCGCAAGCUCCAGUCAGGAGAGAAGAGUGCCAACGACAAAGUCCUCAAGGUGCCUGAGCCAAUCAACAUCGAGCAGUACCUGCAAGAGGCUGGAUAUGGGGAGUCCAACAGCUACACAGUUUUUUGAGUGGCGGCUGUGCCGUCCAACGAAAUGCACUAUGCCGAGGGACGAUGGUGGAUGUUUAUAUAUGUAUGCCUCCAUUCAUUCCAGAAAGAUAUUAAUUUCCUUCUGCCCUUUUUGUCUUUGUACCAUAGACUUAAGGUAGUUGAACAGACACAAUUGUUGAGUCAACUUUGUAGUUGAUUGUUUGUAGUUGAUCGUGUAUACCAGUAGAGGCUGCUGAGGGGAGGACGGCUCAUAAUAAUGACCAGAAUGGAGGGAAUGGAAUGGUAUCAAUUUCAUUUGUUUGAUACCAUUCCAUUCACUCAAUUCCAGCUGUUCCACUCCAUUCUAGCCAUUAUUAUGAGCCGUCCUCUCCUCAGCAGGCUCCACUGAUGUACACUACUGUUCAAAAGUUUGGGGUCACGAAGAAACGUCCUUGUUUUCCAUG
Messenger RNA from Oncorhynchus tshawytscha (Chinook salmon), 2303 nucleotides. RefSeq names its product tyrosine-protein kinase STYK1. The record is from RefSeq and is a predicted model, not a curated record. Gene Ontology annotation, molecular function: ATP binding; transmembrane receptor protein tyrosine kinase activity. Gene Ontology annotation, biological process: cell surface receptor protein tyrosine kinase signaling pathway; positive regulation of kinase activity; protein phosphorylation. Lineage: Eukaryota; Metazoa; Chordata; Actinopteri; Salmoniformes; Salmonidae. Gene Ontology annotation, cellular component: signaling receptor complex.